Phytophthora sojae is the source of this 2136-nucleotide messenger RNA. RefSeq lists its product as hypothetical. Gene Ontology annotation, biological process: protein phosphorylation. Bases 1 to 2136 code for a protein of 711 amino acids. The transcript has 4 exons. The record is from RefSeq and is a predicted model, not a curated record. Gene Ontology annotation, molecular function: ATP binding; protein binding; protein kinase activity. NCBI's taxonomy places the organism in Eukaryota, Oomycota, Peronosporomycetes, Peronosporales, Peronosporaceae.
AUGCGCGGCGCUCGAACGCUUGCAGAGAGCGAUACCUGCUCGGUCCCGGAGCACAACACGCUGACCAGCAACUGCUACGGCGCGUGCAGCUCCUCGCUGUGCGUCAACUACGCGUCCACAGCAGUCGGCAGCUCCAGCAAGGACGGCAACUUUUUCUACCGGGGCUGCGCGUCGGCGAAUAUGCCGACGUGCAAGACGAAAGUGACGUCAGGCAACUGUGAAGUGCAGUGCAUAGUGGACACGUGGGCGAGCUGGAGCAUGCCGCACUGGACAAUUGACAUUGCCCAACCGCAGAGUGACAAGGCGGACACGGGAGUCUUCCAGGCUAUUGAAGACCUCAAGAUCCCUUCGACCCUGCAGAACCUGUCGAUCGUUGGUGCGACGGCGGACUCGCAGAUCACCGUCCCGCUCUCUUUCUCGUCGAAUGCUUUCCGCAGCAGCCAAGGGCUGCAGCAAAUUAUUAUUCAGCGAUCUAAACUCACCCAGUUCGAUCCUCGUGGGCCGCACGCAUUUACUUCCGUAUCUACGUUAGACCUUCGCGACAACCAACUCACGGAUAUCCCUACCAUUAUUUAUGAAAUGCGCAACCUGUCGGCUCUGUACCUGCAAGGCAAUGCCAUCGCCGACGCCCACGUCACCCUUUCACAGCUCCAGUAUUUGCAGGAGCUGCCCGUUUUCGAAGCCAAUUUGACGGUCAAUGGGAGCUGCUCAACGGGGUACGAAGCUGUUUCGUGGGCUGACAAAAGCGUGUGCUACACAAACGGUGACGGUCUCGGCAGCAUCAACAGCUCGGGAUCCAAAGACAAGAGCACGACAUCCACGGCAAGCGAGAGCAGCAGCAGUCCGGUUGUACUCUAUGUGGUCUUGGGCCUUGCGCUCUUCGUAGUGCUGGCCGUGAUAGGAGGCGUGGUGCUACUACGACAAAUGAAGAAAAAGACGGCACAGGAACAGCACGACUCUCUUGUGUCUGCCGAUGGUAAGAUUAAGGCCAACCUGCGGAGUCUAAGAGCGAGAAUGGGGGCUCUAAACGGCACGGUUCAGACGACGGAACUCGAAGCUUCGCUGAACGAGUAUAACUACGGAGGUGGAGUGCGCAAGGCUGCGUUUAAGGAGAUCCCGGCCGCCGAUGUGGUAGUGCUGAAUCAGCUGUCAACGUCGGGUCCAGUCACUGUUGCUCUUGCCGAGCACUGCACGCGCUUGGUUCUUGUGACCAAACUCCAGACCAGCGAUGACGACGUCGAGGCAGCUUUGGACAUGGUGCCGACACUCUCGCAGAUGCGUCACCCUCAGAUCCUCUCGAUCACUGGGCUCGUAUGGGACGAACGUCACGCGAUGACUGCCGUGUGUGAAUACAUGACGCUGGGUACGCUGGAGGCGUAUUUGCGGAGUGCUGGAACAGAGCUCAACUGGUCAAACUUCAAGAUGAAGGCGGCAGCUGAGAUCGCCCGUGGACUCAUGUACCUGCACAGUCAGCACAUGGCCACGUACGACGGACUCAAUGGCCGGACUGUGUUGGUGGAUCCCGAUAAGGGCUGCAAGCUCAACCCCAUUCAAGCAGCACUCCCCACGAAUGGGUCGUCACCCUACAGCUGCCAGUCGUACUACCGCCGUUGUGACUCGACGUCCAAGGCGUUUUUCGCUCCUGAAAUCCUCAUCGGCGAACCGUCUCGGUCGUCUUCGGAUAUGUACGCGUUCGGUGUACUGCUAGCGCACAUCGAUACGUGCCAGACUGCCGACGAGAUGAUCAGGAGCUCGUGGAGAAUGCGAACGCAGCUUGGCGACUCAGACUCGGACAACGGAACGCUUCUUUCAACCGAUGGCACGGUACUAUCAACUAAUGCUGGUGGUAUUGAUUUCGACAGCUCGCGGCGACGAACGACUCAGCUCGAGAGUCUUCCGAGCUCAAAUAGUUCGCGCACUCUGCAGAGCUCCCGUAGUCUUGCGUUGGAGGAGAAUCGACGGCGGACAACCCCGGUAUUGGGCACGCACAACAACGACGAGACCAGUCUCAUGAGCAUGUUCACGUUUACACCUGAGUGCCCCACAAUGGUUCGGGAGCUGGCAGGCGCGUGCUUGCAGUACGACCCAUCGCUACGCCCCAGCGCGUCCUACAUCGCAGCCAUGCUGCACAUUUAG